This is a messenger RNA of Dovyalis caffra, 2454 nucleotides long. NCBI's taxonomy places the organism in Eukaryota, Viridiplantae, Streptophyta, Magnoliopsida, Malpighiales, Salicaceae. The record is from the annotation of a GenBank genome assembly.
AUGCAGGACGCAUAUGCACUUUGUCGUGUGUCGAAAAAGACUACAAAUAUACCAAAGAUUGGAGAGCAUUAUGUGUCUACGCCAAAUCGAAUGCCCUGUGAACAUUCUUCUAGCAUUGAACAAUUUUCUGAUAAUCAUGGAAGAGGUGAAGAAUUUGAGAGCACAAAUUAUCCUAUGCAUAGAAAUGUAGACUCCUGCUCAACCAGCUAUCGCGCCAUCAGAUCCCCUCUCGAAAUCGGUGAAUCAAGAGGGCAGUGGACACCAUCCAUGGAUGGAUUUGGCAUGUCAGCUCCACAAUUUCCAAGUUAUUCAGCAGUUCCUUACCCACCAUCAAAGGUUGAUAUAGCACUGGAGUGUGCAAGGUUUCAACAUAGAUUCGCAUUGCCUCCAUUGGAAGUGGAGGAUUUCCCUCAAGUUGGAUUUACUCAAGACCUAAAAGUGAUGCAACAACCUUCCAUGCCAGAAAGCACAAGCACUCAUCAGACUGAUAUUUUGCAAGAAAUUCUUUCAGUAGCUCAUGUGUCUCAAGAAUUGAUAAAUCAGUCUAGUUUUCAAGAUACGUGGGGUGGAAACUAUGCCGCGACAGAUCAUGAUUUCACUUUCAUGGCUGGGAAGGAUGUUCAACAUAAUAUGUAUAGUGACAUGAUGAUGAACUCUACAAGAUGGGCUGACAAGCAAUGGAUUGAGCCUAGUACAAGCAGCAGGUCUGUAGAGAUCAGUGACCUAGAUGAAGCAUUCAAGGCAGAGAGGAUGGUAGAAAAUUUGAGAUGGGUUGGAAUGUCAAAUGACGAGCUAGAGAAGAGUUUUAUGGAGGAAACCAAGAUUGUUCCAAUAGAAAAUAUUUCAAGUUUCAGCAGGGAAGAGCAUGAAGUUCAAGCAGGAGAAAAUGGGCAUCCUGAUGACUGCCUGGGAUUCAAUGACAGUGAGGAUUUUUCACUUGGAUUCAUCAAUGAUGAGCCUAAUGAUGAUAACUUCAUAGAUGAUAGCAAUGUGGAUGAUUUGGCUAGUUCACCAAGCUUUGAAGUUGUGGAGGAGAUCAAAGUUAGCCAUGGACUUUUCGUUUCGACUCGGCAAGCAACCGAGACAUUCUUCCACCAAUUAGUGCCUUCACAGACUGUUAAGAUCUACCUGAACCCAGCAGUGAUGGCAAACAACUUCUCCAUAGAGAAAGCAGAAAAUACACAAAGGCAUGACACAAAAACAUCCAAGACUAGUACUGCAAAGGAAAACUUCAUCGGCAACGAAUCAUCGCCAGUGAAGAAGCCUGCAGGAAAACUAAUCAAGUGGGACGACAAUAAGAAGGAGAAAGAUUUGCUGGUUACCAUUAGAGGUGGUGGAGGGAGUAAAGCUGGUGUGUUUCUGAAGAAGCUAGGGGCGCAAAAUAUCUUGUUUUUGGCUGCGCUGUUCAUUUUUGGAUACCUUCUUCAAGGAGCAAAUGCUGCAAGCUCCACACCGAACGUAGGGAAUAUAUCAAAAAUAGAGGAUGCAGUGAACUUCCAUAUAUAUUAUGGACAGACCUUCAAAGUCAUUAAGAAUGUUGUUGAUGGCAAGAGCUACCUUCUCAUUCAGCUGUUAGGCAUACUAGGGAGCAUGAAGGGCAUUACAUCAGAUUCUAUGGCUUCUCAAUGUGCAUUAAAGUUGUAUGAAACAGGAGGGGUAGAGAUGAUUAACAGGAAUGAGACACAACAAUUUUCAGAAUUUGGUGCUCAUUUUAUCAGUGAAACAAAUCAACCACAAGCAUGCAAUUUUGCCAACUUUGUUCCAUUAGCAGAGGAUAACCCUCUACAGAGAGCACAAUGGAUAAAGUUCUUGGGAGUUUUUGUAAACCUUGAGACAAGAGCCAACAAAGUCUAUGAUGCAAUCAAAGAGAAUUACUUGUGCCUAACUAAGAUUGGAGCACAAAAAAAUAGUUCCUUCAAAUCAAUAGUUGCUUGGAUGCAGUAUGAUAAUGGUGUAUGGUCUUUUACAAAAGAAACAUGCAAGUUGCAGUAUGUGGAAGAUGCAGGUGGAGAAAAUAUUGACAAUUCUAUCAAUAAGAACACCUACAACACCUCAAAUCCUGAUGACUUGGAAGAAUUACAUGCAAUUCUAUGUACUGUGGAUGUAGUAAUUGAUGAAACGUACACCCUUGAUCCUGCUGGCUACAACCAGUCGAGCUUCCUCCAAAACAUAAAUGUUGAUGAUCAGUCUUGCUUUGCUUUUCUAGCAAAUCAAAGCUUAUGGAGAUAUGAUAAAAGGGUCCAAAACUUAACUACCCUUGACUGGAAUGAUGGAGCAGUCUCCCAACCUCAGUUGGUUUUAGCAGAUCUCAUUGAGGUCUUGUUCCCUACUGGAAAUUAUUCAACAACAUACUUUAGGAACAUUGCAAAGGGCGAAGGGAUUGUGAGCAUUAGAGCUGAUAUGUGCGAAAGAGAUAUCUCCACUCCCAUGGAGCCAACAGUAGUUGCUUGCUAA